AUGAUGCGACAAGCAGUUCCUGGAUUACGCAGCAUAACUUUUUAUACGUACGAUGAAUCUUUCAAUGGGGCAGAUGUUUUCACACAAAAAGUUGAUAAAAAGGUUUUCGAUAAACUCUCAACUGAUAAGCAAUUUGCCUCAAAUCCAAAAGCCUUAGAAAGUUCAUUAGAGUUUCUAGAUUUACUUGAUGGGCGUUGUGAUAUACAGUUGAAAUGUGAAAAGAAAGAAUGUCCUACUUGUCCUAUAAAAGACUGUCCAACUUGUGGCACAGUCCCAACUUGUGGAACAACACCGUUCAUACCCAGAAGUACUACAUCUCCCAGAACUACUACAUCUCGUAGAACAACAACUUCAAGAAUAACAACUAGAACUCCUACAAUUACAACUCCCAGAAGUACUACAUCUCGUAUAAGAUCAACAACUUCAAGAAUAACAACUAGAACUCCUACAAUUACAACUCCCAGAAGUACUACAUAUCCUAUAACUACAACCUUUAAUCCUCCUAUGACUAAAUCACAUAAAAUAACUACCCCGGGUCCCCCAUACUUGCCAUUGGAAACUAAACCCCCAACAACAAGAAUACCCUGGACCGGACCCACUAGAUCGCACCCACGCCCUAGUUUUGUGUACGGUUUCACAUUAGGAUACUUAAACUAUACCAACACAGCUACAUAUCCAACUGUAACUCGUCCGCCAACUACACGUGUUCCAAAAUACAAAAGGGUCGCAUUAAAUGGAACUGAAAACUUUGUUCCAAAUUAA
This is a messenger RNA of Clunio marinus, 762 nucleotides long. The record is from the annotation of a GenBank genome assembly. Lineage: Eukaryota; Metazoa; Arthropoda; Insecta; Diptera; Chironomidae.